Messenger RNA from Anopheles coustani, 1630 nucleotides. Its product is annotated as E3 ubiquitin ligase Rnf121. The coding region runs from base 224 to 1174 and encodes 316 amino acids. NCBI's taxonomy places the organism in Eukaryota, Metazoa, Arthropoda, Insecta, Diptera, Culicidae. Gene Ontology annotation, molecular function: metal ion binding; ubiquitin protein ligase activity. Gene Ontology annotation, cellular component: Golgi membrane; endoplasmic reticulum membrane. The transcript is spliced from 5 exons. The record is from RefSeq and is a predicted model, not a curated record.
UUCUACCGCAUCGGACGAUAGCAGUGAAAAUGUCUUGUUGUGACUUCUACCUCGCCACGCAAUGAAGAAAAUGGAUAAAUAGUGCGUUAAUCAACACCAUUCCUAGUUUGUCGCCAAAGUCUUGGCAUUGCAUUGGUAUUUGAUAUUGUAGCAAUAUAGGAGCGAAUAGUUUAGUGACGGUUUAGUGAAAACGUGUGACUACCAGCCCAGCCCCACCAUCAAAAUGAAUCUACACGAGCCGGUUGAUCCAAACAAGCCAUUCGAUGAGCUUACACCGGAAGAAAAGAUGAGGUUGGAACACAUCAAAAUGUAUGAAAAACAUAAGGGACACGAGUCAAUGCAUAUGGAGAUGGUUCUCAUCCUUUUUGUUACACUCAUAAUUGCACAAAUUGUACUGGUAGAAUGGAAAAAACGGCACUACAGAUCCUACUCGCUAAUGACUUUACUCGCCUUGUGGAUAAUUCCGUUUGUCCUUAGCUUACGCAGCCAAUACUGGCGAUUUAUCUUUUUCUGGCUCAUAUUCAGCUGUAUCACAGGGUUGGUGAUGCGCAAAGCGAUGCGCAAACCCAUUUCAGGCACAACACCCCGUCUCGUGUACAAAUGGUUCUACUUUAUCUACAAACUAAGCUACGGUCUGGGCAUCAUUGGGUACAUCGUGAUGAUGUUCACCUUCUUCGGGGUCAACUUUAUAUUCAACCAACCCCCGCACACGUGGAUGGACGUCGGACUCCUGUUCGUGUUCUAUGGUCUCUACUACGGCGUGCUCGGGCGAGAUAUAUCGGAAAUCUGUGCCGAUAAAAUGGCUUGCCACGUAGGGUACUACACGCCGAAAGGUAUUCCAACGCGUCACCUCGAGCGAAACGUGUGUGCCGUUUGCGGCAAUCAGCUGCUUACGGACGUGAAUGAGUCCGGUGUGAUCGAGAACACGUACAAGCUGACCUGUGAUCAUGUGUUUCACGAAUUUUGCAUUCGCGGCUGGUGCAUCGUCGGGAAGAAGCAAACGUGUCCAUACUGCAAGGAAAAGGUGGACCUAAAGAAAAUGUUCUGCAAUCCCUGGGAACGCCCGCAUGUCCUGUACGGACAGCUGUUGGACUGGAUCCGGUGGCUUGUGGCCUGGCAGCCACUAAUAUUAUUCAUCGUGCAAGGCAUCAACUGGAUGCUGGGUCUUGAGUAAGCUCAGGAACACUGUCGGUAACAGUAAUUAUGUUGAAUUUCGUUGCUCAGCGAAACGAAUCAAAAUUAAGUUUAAAGGAGGCAACGUUUUGCGUCCAUAGUAAUUUUUUGUUCUGUGAAACCAAAAAAGCCAAUUCCUUUUAAAAGAUUUUGGCAAGCAGCGGUAUAUGCUUAGAUUAUAAAUUUAUCUUUUUUAAUCCGGUCAUGAUUUAGUCAGAUCACAAUGAACACAAAUGAAUCAAGCAAACCCAAGGGAAGAGAACAACAUAUUUAUUAUGAUGCGGCUUCUUACCGUCAAUGUUUGGGUUUAUUCGGGUGAAAAACGAUUUCCGUGCAACUGCACCUCGGUGAAUUUCAGUUGAGUAUGUUAACCAUUUUUUAAGUAGACAAGUCUCGUCCUCGUCCAAUAUGUUUUGUAGCCACUACGAACGACCAGGUGGAAUAAAUAACAUAAUGA